Messenger RNA from Cryptosporidium muris RN66, 483 nucleotides. Its product is annotated as eukaryotic translation initiation factor eIF-5A, putative. Gene Ontology annotation, molecular function: translation elongation factor activity; ribosome binding; RNA binding. The coding region runs from base 1 to 483 and encodes 160 amino acids. The record is from RefSeq and is a predicted model, not a curated record. The transcript has a single exon. Gene Ontology annotation, biological process: positive regulation of translational termination; positive regulation of translational elongation. Lineage: Eukaryota; Apicomplexa; Conoidasida; Eucoccidiorida; Cryptosporidiidae.
AUGUCGGACGAUGAGCAACAAUUUGAUACUGCAGAUGCCGGAGCCUCUCACUGCUUCCCAAUGUCUGCUGGUUCCAUAAAGAAGAAUGGCUAUUGUAUGUUAAAGGGUAAACCUUGCAAGGUCGUUGAUAUGUCUACUUCAAAGACAGGUAAACAUGGCCAUGCCAAGGCUCAUAUUGUAGGUCUGGAUAUAUUCACAAGUAAGAAAUAUGAAGAUAUAUGUCCAACUUCUCAUAAUAUGCUUGUCCCAUUUGUCAAACGUAAUGAAUAUCAAUUGAUUGAUAUUCACGACAACUUUACCUCUUUACUAACAGAAUCUGGAUCAACAAAAGAUGAUCUCCCACUACCAACUGAUGCUGAAGGAAAUCCGGAUGAAGUAGCUACACAAAUAAUGGAGAUGUAUGCUGAAGGGAAAUCAAUACUAGUUGGAGUUCUAGCUGCUUGCGGUAUUGAGAAGAUAGUUUCCGCCAAGGAGCUGGUAUGA